AUGCCGUCUCGUCGCGGGCGUAGCUCCUCCGACCUGUCCAUGGGCGAGCCCCUCCCGCCGUAUGACGACCAGACGUCGCCCAGCUACGAGGAGGUUGGUCGGCCAAAUUCUUCCCGACCGAACCCCACCUGGCAAAGUCGAUUGGUGAUUUCCACCUCGGGAUUGGGUGUUGCCAUGAGCGAGGAGUCCCUCCGCAGCUUGCAGUAUUGUUUGACCUGGUUGCGAUGGGCAAACGGACGGCUGGGCAAAGCCAUCGUGGCCUUGCAGGGCGCCCUGAAGGAAUGGGAUAAUGCCAAGAAGGAUAACGAUACUAGCCAGGAUACCUCCUUGCUGUCCCAGCGUAUCCAGGCUGUCAGGGAGGACGUCUUAUCAACCUUGAAGCAGGUUGUAGAUGUCGUCUCCAAGUAUGCCGGAGGCGCGCUGCCAGAGAAUGCCCGGAACUUAGUCCGCCGACACCUUACUUCCCUGCCGCAUCGGUUCCAGGUAGCUUCGACGUCGAACCCUCCACCGGAUUCUAGUGCGGCAUCCUCUGACGCCACGAUCGGCGCUCAUCGCAUCUUGGUUCUGGCGCAGGAAGGUCUAGACAUGAUGGCGCAGGUGAGCGGAGUGGUGAAUGAUACGCUCGUUAGCGCGGAGCUUUGGUGCGAGCGGUUGGGCAAGAAGCGGCCCGACGGCAAGCCCCAGAACGAAGCUAAACAGCCCGAGUCGCACAAUGCGUCGUCGUUUCCGCCUGAUGUGAAGCAGCCUAUCCGCGAGUCAUCCCAGGACGUCCCAAUGACCGGGACAGAAGAGAAGGUAUAG
Molecule: messenger RNA, 801 nt
Organism: Aspergillus oryzae RIB40
Lineage: Eukaryota; Fungi; Ascomycota; Eurotiomycetes; Eurotiales; Aspergillaceae
Product: putative clock controled protein (Ccg-8)
Exons: 1
Coding region: 1-801 (266 amino acids)
Biological process (GO): phospholipid biosynthetic process; regulation of transcription by RNA polymerase II; endoplasmic reticulum unfolded protein response
Cellular component (GO): endoplasmic reticulum; nucleus
Molecular function (GO): transcription corepressor activity
Source: RefSeq, a predicted model, not a curated record